AUGGCGUACUCCAUCCACACAUCAGACGCGUCUUUCUUCGUUGAGUCAGACGAUCAGAGGAUCAGCAUGCGGGAUGCCGCCAAAAUGCUUGCCCGGAACAAGCAGGAGAUGAUCGCCAACGAGCUCUCAAGGCUCGCCUGCGACGAAUAUCUCGAGGACAUCAUGCAGCACAUGCGUCACAUGGAGGACGAAACUCUACCUGAUGCCAACCUGAUCGACAUGCAACGUGAGAUCCAGUGGUUCAUGAGACCGUACCUCAUUGACUUCCUCAUCGAGGCCCACGCUGCCUUCUCCCUUCUGCCGGAAACCCUAUUCCUUACUGUCAACCUCCUCGACCGGUACUGCUCCAAAAGGGUGGUUUACAAACAGCACUACCAGCUCGUCGGCUGUGCAGCCCUGCUGAUUGCCGCCAAGUACGGGGACAAGAAGGAGAGGGUACCCCAGAUCAACGAACUCAACAACAUGUGCUGCGGCCUGUACGAUGCGGGCAUGUUCACACAGAUGGAGAUGCACGUCCUCAACACUCUGGAUUGGAUCAUCGGCCAUCCGACAGUCGACUUGUUCACGCAACUCAUCGUGGCCGAGGAACGGGAUUCUAUAGAGGUGGAGCAUAUGGCGGCCUACAUUUGCGAGAUUGCUCUGUAUCACCGCGACUUCGUCUCGACAAAGCCAUCGAUCAUGGCAAGAUCUUCACUUGCCCUGGCCAGGGCAAUCCUGGGCAGGCCAGAGGUCAACGACGGGGAGUGGGAUCACGUCGAGAACGUGACCCUGUUAACGCUAUCACAACACCUCCACCAGCCAUCAGUCACACUGUCACGCAAGUACUCCAGCCCGCACCUGUCGAGGGUAUCAGGCAAGCUUGCCGACUUCUUGGCACAACAGGCCGCCAUUGCCCGGAGGGGAGCGCCACCUUCCCCUCCGUGCGAGCCUGCCAUGGCCGCCAAGUCUGUCGACGUCUACAGCACACCGCACAAAGGCCUCGGCGCCGUGCCCGGCGUUGCCGACGGAUACAUGACCCCGCCGAUCACGCCAGAUGGUGCCUGCUUCGCCCAGAACGGGGGCAUGGCAAAGGACUCGUACCAGAUACCUCCCCGAUACCCUGUUACGCCUACCCCUCCGCCUGGCCAGGCUCAGGGGUAUCCGCAACAACAACAACAACAACACAUGCAGGGCCACACCUAUUUCGACGUUGGCCCAUCAUCACACAUGGCAUAUUAA
Messenger RNA from Phialemonium atrogriseum, 1218 nucleotides. RefSeq names its product cyclin-like protein. NCBI's taxonomy places the organism in Eukaryota, Fungi, Ascomycota, Sordariomycetes, Cephalothecales, Cephalothecaceae. Gene Ontology annotation, biological process: regulation of cyclin-dependent protein serine/threonine kinase activity; mitotic cell cycle phase transition. The record is from RefSeq and is a predicted model, not a curated record. Gene Ontology annotation, molecular function: cyclin-dependent protein serine/threonine kinase regulator activity. Gene Ontology annotation, cellular component: cyclin-dependent protein kinase holoenzyme complex; nucleus; spindle pole body. The coding region runs from base 1 to 1218 and encodes 405 amino acids. The transcript is spliced from 2 exons.